Messenger RNA from Mercurialis annua (annual mercury), 983 nucleotides. RefSeq lists its product as uncharacterized. Bases 387 to 884 code for a protein of 165 amino acids. Gene Ontology annotation, molecular function: zinc ion binding. The record is from RefSeq and is a predicted model, not a curated record. The transcript has 2 exons. Lineage: Eukaryota; Viridiplantae; Streptophyta; Magnoliopsida; Malpighiales; Euphorbiaceae.
AAACCCAUCUGGAGGUCCCUGAACUACGCACUUUUUAAUUAUCUGGUCCUUGUACAAUUUUAAACCCACUUAAAGUCCCUGAACUUACUAUUUUUUCUUUAAGAAGCCCUUUUUUGACAGAACCGUCUGCGCGUGUUUUCACUUGCCGUUAAACUAACAGAACUCUCUUUUAGUGAAUACACGUAGGAAAAUAGUGCUGAUGUGUAAGCAGCUGACUUGGGAAACUCAUGCUGACUUUGAUGGGUCUUGGAUCUCGGGUUAGGGGUCGGGUCGUGGGUCCUGGAUUAUCAGUCGGGUCGUAGGUUAUAUUAUUAGGGAUUAGGGUACAAUUUCUUUCACAACAGAAUUGAAAAAGAAAGACAAAACGCAAAGAAGGAGAAUACGCCAUGUCUGAAGCUAGAGGAAUUGAAACUAAGAAUCAAGAGGAAUAUGCCGCCCCAUUUCCUGUGUAUGAUGUGCCGAAGUGCAAAUGUGGAAUUGACGCUAAGGUUAUGGUGGCUUGGACUGAGAAGAAUCCUGGUCGUAGGUUUUUUCGUUGCCCAAAUUGGAGGGCAAAGCAAUGCAGCUUCUUCAGUUGGUAUGACGAGGAAUACGCGCCCCACAUCAAGCAUAUGUUGAACUCAUUGAAGAAACAGAAGGAGGCACUACAAAAGGAAGGCGAAGUGAUCAAGGGGGAUCUGUUUUACCAGAAGUUUUUGAAUGACAGAUGCACUGUGCUGGACUCAAUUGCGAUGGAGACUGAGAUUGUAGAAUUGAAGGGGAACACUUUGAAGAUGAUUGAAUUUGAGAAGGAAAACAAGAAACUGAAGUAUGAGAAGGCUGUGUUGAAGUAUUCUCUUAUUGCUGUUGUUGUCUUAAGCUUGGCUGUGUUAUUUGUCUUUUAGAUUAUGAUCUAAUAUGUACCAAUCUAUCUAUCUAUCUAUUAAAUCCAACUGAACUGUUUUGCAGUUGGAUGUAGGAACAAAACUCUACCUGUUGUUGUA